CCAUAGAAUAAGAGAUGUAGAACGCGGAAGUUACGUUCCUGAUAGUUUUCCUCUCGUUCCCUGUCAACAAUUGACGAUAAUUAAUCUUAGCUACUCUACAACUUUCAAAGAUCCACCUACCACAUGGGCCUACAAUGGCUGAACCCAAGCCCAUGGAGUCCCCGGGUUCUGGCUGUGGUGUUCCAUCACAGAGAAGCUCACAGCAGGGUCCAGAGAUGGUGUCAGUGAAGCUGGAGGACUGCAGUCAACCACUGGAAGUCAAUGAGAUUGUGAUAGGGGAAGAGAGAGAACUUAAAGUAGAACUUAAAGAAGAAGAAGAAAAGGUGGUGGAGGAGAAGAGUCAGAGGAGAAGAAAGAGAGAGGAGUGAAAGAGGAAGCUGAGAUACAAGUCAAAGAAGAGGAGAACAGAGAAGUUUCUGCUCCAGAUCUAGACAAAGAGGAGCAAGAAGUAGAUAGUAUCACUGACCCAGAAGAGAUUUCCAACCCAGGUUCAGACAGUGAGCCCAGUUCCACAGCAUCAGGAAACCAUAAACAACACAGACAGAGGAACUCAAGACAGAAACAUCACCACUGCAUGGACUGCUUCACUAGUUUCUAUGAGCCAAAGGAGUUGAAGACACACUUGUAGGCCCCAACCCUGCUCAGACUGCAGAGACAGUUUUAUUUGUCCAAUUUACCUUAAAUCACCCCAACAGACUCUAAAAAGAAAGAAAACGUACCCCUGUGGUCAAUGGGGGAAUAGCAAACUAAAGAUGCACCAAGUAACUCAAAGGGAACGAGUUGCUCUUUUUGUGGGAAGAGUUUUCCCUCUUUUACAGACCUUAAAUAGAUACCAGCUGAGCCACACAGGAAAGAAGCCUUUUCACUGCUCACAGUGUGGGAAGGGUUUCUGAUGGUCAUAAAAUAUGAAUACACACUGGUUAAAGUAUCACAGGCCUGACACUGGACUGUUGCUUUAGAAGAAAGUCGACUUCAAACCACAGAAGUAAAACAUGCAAACACAUGUUAUUAUGUAAAUAGCAUUUACCAACCGCAACUGUUAUGUGAAAAUAGAGCAGGGGUUCUUGCGUUAACAUGAACACUACUUGUCAUCAGUACUCAGUAUUUACUUACCCUGUAUUAUCACUUCAAUUCUGGGCAACAUGUAAUAAUUUCUUUAGUAUCCGGUAAAAACUCUGGAUGUCUAACAAAUGAUGGCACAUGGUAAUUCAUAUGUUAGUACCACUGCUGCAAACAAAACAUCCACACACCAAUGCUAACGAUGCUAGUUAACUUUGCCAGCUUGCUCCAUCUAUGACUGGCCUGUCCUGACCCCUUUUUUUUAUAGAGUUUAACUAUUUAAUUAUGUAGCGUUUUGGUAGUGGCAGAAGGGAAGAAGUAUCAAUACUAUAUAAUUUGCAGCUGCCUUAUAUAUUUUUGAUUUAUUGGAAAGCCGUUGAGUUGCUGGCUCCAUACCUACAGUAUCUAACUGACGGCAGCACAAAUAUAACGUCACUUCCGUUUUAGAAACGCGGGCGGAAGUUUACGUUCCUGCUUCUUUUCGUCGCGUGUCCUUACUCAACCAAGCAACUGACGAAAAGGGCUAUUUUUAAAGAUCCACCUACCUUCUAACCUGCCAUGGCUGAACCCAAGUCCAUGGAGUCCCCAGGUUCUAGCUGUGGUGUUCCAUCACAUAGAAGCUCACAGCAGGGUCCAGAGAUGGUGUCAGUGAAGCUGGAGGACUGCAGUCAAACACUGGAACUUAAUGUGAUUGUCAAAGAGGAAGAAGAGGAGACAGAAAUCCAAGAAGAGGUGGAGGAGAGAGCAGUCAAAGAAGAAGAGGUAGAGGAGAGAGCUGUCAAAGAAGAAGUGGAGGAAAGAGCAGUCGAAGAAGAAGAAGAGGAGGAGGAAAGAGCAGUCAAAGAAGGAGAGGUGGAGAAGAGAGCAGUCAAAGAAGAAGAGGUGGAGGAGAGAGCAGUCAAAGAAGAAGAAGAGGAGGAGGAAAGAGCAGUCAAAGAAGAAGAAGAGGAGGGUGAAAGAGCAGUCAAAGAAGAAGAAGAAGAGGAGAACAGGGAAGUGUCUGCUCCAGAUCUAGAGGAAGAGGAGGAAGUAGAUAGUAUCACUGACCCAGGAGAGAGCUCCAACCCAGGUUCAGACAGUGAGCCCAGUUCCACAGCAUCAGGAAACCAUAAACAACACAGACGGAGAAACUCAAGACAGAAACAUCACCACUGCAUGGACUGCUUCACUAGUUUCUAUGAUCCAGAGGAGUUGAGAAGGCACACUUGUAGGCCCCACCCCUGCUCAGAUUGCAGAGACAGUUUUAUUUGUCCAAUUCACCUCAAAUCAAAACCGACAAAAAAAAGAAAGACACACCCAUGUGGUCAAUGUGGAAAGAGUUUUCAGACCCCAAGCAAACUAAACAUACACCAGCGAACUCACACAGGGGAGAAACCUUUCCAUUGCUCUGUUUGUGGGAAGAGUUUCUCUCUUUCACAGAACUUAAAUAGACACCAAAUAACUCACACAGGAAAGAAGCCUUUCCUCUGCUCUCAGUGUGGGAAGAGUUUCAGUCAUUCAUCAACUCUGAAGACACACCAGCUAAUUCACACAGGAGAGAAGCAUCAUCACUGCUCUCAGUGUGGGAAGGGUUUCAGUCGGGCAGGAGACCUAACGAGACACCAGUUCACUCACACAGGAAAUAAACUUUUCCACUGCUCUCAGUGUGGGAAUGGUUUCAGUCGAGUAGCAGCCCUGAAGGUACACCAGCAAACUCACACCGGAGAGAAGCCUUACCACUGCUCAGUUUGCGGGAUGAGUUUUUCCCUUUUACAGACCCUAAAUAGACACCAGCUUACGCACACACGAGAGAAGCCUAAUCACUGCUCUGAGUAUGGGAAAGGUUUCGGUCACUCAUCAAAUCUGACGACAUAUCUGUUAAAGUGAGUUCUGCUGCUUUUGUUAUGGGAAUAGGACCCCCCCCCCAAAAUAGGUCAGGGGUUCUGGCAUUAAUGUCCACACAACUUGUCUCUGGAUCACUGCUCAGCGGUUACCUAACCUAUUGUUUUACCACUUCAACCCUGGGUAACAUCUUAUAAACCUUGAGUAUCAUGUAAUAAACACUGGAUGUCUAAUAAAUGAUGGUAAUCAUGGGUAUAAUAGGUAGAUAUUUGUGGAGGUGAAGGAAGAAUGGGUGACAACCUUUUAACUUGGGUGUCAUAUUAUAAACACUAGCUAUAUUAUGAAAUAAAAAUGAUAGUGGCGAAAG
Molecule: messenger RNA, 3247 nt
Organism: Oncorhynchus kisutch (coho salmon)
Lineage: Eukaryota; Metazoa; Chordata; Actinopteri; Salmoniformes; Salmonidae
Product: zinc finger protein 664-like
Exons: 5
Coding region: 1618-2925 (435 amino acids)
Biological process (GO): regulation of gene expression
Cellular component (GO): nucleus
Source: RefSeq, a predicted model, not a curated record